GAGCCCCGGCUGGCGGAGAGCCUGGCCCAGCCGCACCAGACAGAGGCAGGCGAGUGACGGGGCCGGAGCCUGUUUUGCACCACGCCGCCGCAGAGGAGGAUGCUGCCCGCGUGCCUGCUCCUCGCCACCACCUGCCUGCAGGGCAGCUUGGCGCUGGGGCCGCCCGCGAAGCCGGUCCUCGAGCGGCUCCGGAGACUCGAGGAGCAGUUUCGCCGCUUUCGGGAGGUGACGCUGACCCACCUCCAGGGCAUCGCCAGGAACUACAACAUCUCCUACAAUAUCGACGCGCGGUUCGAGGCGCUGGCGCGGCAGGGCGAGGCGGCGGCGGCGGCCCUGCGCGACUCGCGGGCCGCCCUGGGCGCCGAGCUGGCCCGUGUGGCCGCCGCCACGGCGCGGCUGCGGAGGAAGGUGAGGAGGCUGGAGGGCAAAGUGGGCGCCCUGGGCGAGCGGCGGGAGCUGCGCCGGCUGCCGGACCGGCAAGAACUGCGGUGCCUGCGGGAAGCCGCCUGGCUGGGCGCCCCGGAGCAGGAGCCGCAGGGCCGGGCUCCCGCGCGGGACCUCGCCGAGCCGCCGAGCCGGCGCCAGCGGCCGGCAGAGCAGCCGGCGGCGGGCAGGCCACCGAAGGCGAGGAAGCUGCAGGCCUGGCACAGGCAGCGGGAGAGGUUGCGGCAGGAGGACGACCGGCGAGAGGCCGUGGACCACCCUCGGGACGUGGCGUGGGGACCGGCGGCCGUCGGACAGCCGCUCCCCAGCCUGGCCAGGAUCCACCAGGAGCAGCCGCCGGCCUCCGAGCAGCCGGGAACGAUCUGCAACGUGGGCUCCACGCUGCUCUUCCCCAACGCCUCCACGGAGAACGUGGCCGUCUUCCGCACCGGGCUGCGAGCGGGGCUGCGGGCGCUGUCGCUGUGCGCCUGGGUGAGCACCCCAGCCCCGUACCUCGGCACCCUGCUGUCCUAUGCCACCGAGGACGACGACAGCAAGCUGGUCGUGCACGGCCGGGACAGGGGCCUCCCCGGCUCCGUGCACUUCAUCAUCGGAGACGGAGAGUUUCGGGAGCUGCCGGUGGCGCCGCUGCUGGAUGGCAAGUGGCACCACCUCUGCCUCAUCUGGUCGUCUGAUCAGGGCCAGUACCGCUUCUACGUGGACAGGAGGCUGCUGGCUGCCGGCUCCGGCUUCCGGCAGGGCUAUGAGAUUCCUGCCGGCGGCUCACUGGUGCUGGGCCAGGAGCAGGACGAGGUCGGCGGGGACUUCGACCCCUCAGAAGCCUUUGUGGGCCAGCUGGCCGGCUUGGCCCUCUGGAGCCGGGCUCUCAUGCCUGGGGAGGUGGCCGGCAUGGCAACCGGCCGGGGGCUGCCCCCCGGCCCCCUGCUCACGCUGGCCGAUGCCUCCCUGCAGGGUUGGGUGCUCAGGGCCGAGUGCGCCUGUCUCGAGCGCUGCUUGUGAAACACCCGUCCUGUUUCCACAGCACGCAGGCGUGGUGUUGCCUCCCAGUAGUUAAAGUUGGCUUAUGGUGCCCAGCAGACACGAACCGCUUCCUCCCUGACAGCGAUGGGGUAGCGCUUGGAGGAGAUGUCCACAGAUAGUCACGAAUUCCCUGUGUCUGUGCUGGCCAGGAUGGUGCUGAUGGGGACCUGGGGGCUGGCGUAUCCCCAUGGCAGUCGUGGGCUGGCUCAAGGGCAGCAGUCAGAGGUAGCUCCCGGUGCCUCUUCUCUCCGUGUACUUGCUGCCACAGCCAAGAGCUGCCACCAGCUCCAGGGGGAACACGACAGCGACUUGGCAGUGCAGGUCGGUGCGUUUCGUGGCACGAGAACAGGAGGUGAGCAAAAAUAAAAGAGAUUUUGGCAGCCAGAGUACAACAGAGGUGAGGCAGGGGCCCCAGCUGCAGUCCUGGGACACCUGCGUUGUCCAUAACCAGCCUCAGCUGCUGCUUGUCCAAAAGCUCUUCUGACCCCACUUACAGCACUGCGCCCCUCGCAGGCUGUAACCCAGUUUUCAGGGGUCUCCCCUCUCGGAAUCGGCCAACACGAGUCCUGGGCAGCUUGCAGGAUUUCAUCCUCACGCGGCAGCGCUGCCUGUUCAGAAGCUUUUGUAGUAAGUAGCCUCAGCUGACCACGUCCCGCGUCUGCGCCACCGCCCCUCCAGAGCCCCAGAGCCCCAAGCAGCUCAGCGCGGACCUUCUCUUGGGGCUCGGAGGCUGUGUUGGAGGGAAGGUCAAAGCAGCUGCCCCCACAUCCCUUGUGCUGCUACGUCUCCUCGUGGAGCUGCGCGUCUGAAGGAGCCAGCUGAGAGCUCCCCAGCGCUGCCUUUCCCCAGGCUCCCCGGGCCACGGCAGCACGGUGGGCCCGGCUGCGGGGGCUGUGGCAGCGGGUGACAGGGCUGAGCAACCUCGUGCUGGCGGAAAGUGUGGUUGUGCCAUGAGCUGGGGUCCCCUUGGCCAGCCUGGCCUGGUGCCACGUCUGUGUGGUCGCUUCCAAGCUGUGAUGUCCCUGGUCUCA
Rhea pennata is the source of this 2495-nucleotide messenger RNA. RefSeq names its product pentraxin 4 (gene PTX4). The record is from RefSeq and is a predicted model, not a curated record. NCBI's taxonomy places the organism in Eukaryota, Metazoa, Chordata, Aves, Rheiformes, Rheidae. Bases 100 to 1443 code for a protein of 447 amino acids. The transcript is spliced from 3 exons.